AUGUACGGAGGCUCUGGCACCACGACAGUGCCGCCUGUUACCUCGAAAUAUGACGAAAAAGUACCGCCGCCACCAUCUGGUGGACCGUUUGUACCGCCGCCAAAAGCACCAAGGGGUGUAAAAGCGAUGGGAAACUUAGGCGAAGAGUUUAAAGGUUUCUCCGCACCGCCGAAAGUUACGGACUACAACAACGCUGAUUACUCUGCGUAUACGUUAUCUGAUACUUACGAUGAUACGAGCUCUAGCGGUCAAGGUUUCCUGGAUAGGGUUACAUCAAAUCCAAGAGCACGACAGUGUCUUGCAAGUAUCAAAAUGGGAUUCAAAAUGGGAGGCGCUGUCGGUGGCAUAUUUGGUGGUAUCACCGGAGUAUACACAGCAGUAAGACACCGCAACAUCAUGGUAAUACCAAUUUCUAUGAUUGGAGGUGCUGUAAGCUUCGGGUUCUUCCUAGGUUGUGGCAUGGUAGUAAGAUGUUGA
Messenger RNA from Babesia sp. Xinjiang, 477 nucleotides. RefSeq lists its product as uncharacterized. The transcript is spliced from 8 exons. The record is from RefSeq and is a predicted model, not a curated record. Gene Ontology annotation, biological process: protein insertion into mitochondrial inner membrane; protein import into mitochondrial matrix. The coding region runs from base 1 to 477 and encodes 158 amino acids. Gene Ontology annotation, cellular component: TIM23 mitochondrial import inner membrane translocase complex. Lineage: Eukaryota; Apicomplexa; Aconoidasida; Piroplasmida; Babesiidae.